Molecule: messenger RNA, 1106 nt
Organism: Triplophysa dalaica
Lineage: Eukaryota; Metazoa; Chordata; Actinopteri; Cypriniformes; Nemacheilidae
Gene: urp2
Product: urotensin II-related peptide
Exons: 5
Coding region: 165-980 (271 amino acids)
Biological process (GO): blood vessel diameter maintenance; regulation of blood pressure
Cellular component (GO): extracellular region
Molecular function (GO): hormone activity
Source: RefSeq, a predicted model, not a curated record
GUACAACAUUGACAAGCCUUCUCAUCCAAGAGGCGCAUCGCUGUAGAUAUUGUGAGAGGUGUGCGCUUUUUCCCGGAGACCAAAAAGAGACAAUUACCUUGUUUAAGAAGCUUUCUUUCAAUACGACUAGACAAAGAAUAGAGUUUGACCGUUUGACCUUUGAGAUGAAUAAGGUGUUGACCGCUGUCGCUCUGUUUACGCUCGCUCCGGGUUUGUUCGCUGCUCCAUUGGUGCCUGGUCAACCAGAUGCUUCUGAAGACCCAAGUGAUGGAGACAAUAAGAAACCUCCAGAUCCCUGGAAAACCGCCACAGACAAAGAAGAAAUGACAGCACUAGCGACACAGAUGCUUGAUAAACUUCUGAAGACCGGAUCCAUGACGACAUUUCCAGAUGGAGAUGGAAAGAGAGAUUUCCACUUAGAAAUAAUGAAAGCGACAAGCAGCCCACAUGUCAGAGACACAGGUGUCAAUAACCCAUUAAAGACAUUCUCAAGCCGACAACAGGAGAAUCCUCCAGCAUCUGCCACACAUGAUGGAUCUUUCACAAGCGGCUCUUCAGAUUCUCCGCCGCAGACAGAAGACGACGGUUUGUUCAGGUCGUCUGCAGUGAUGAAUUCAAAUGAGCGAGACGAGGAUUCAACAGCAGCCGAGGGAGGACGUGGUACUCAAGGGGAGCUGGUGAAGAUGUUGAGUGCGCUUGAAGAGUUCAUGAACAGCGCGCUGAGCCAUCGGAUAACCAUCAUGCCUAGAGGCAAUGGCAAUGGUCGCAAUGCUGGGAAGAAGAAUAAAGUGGUAGUGACAGAUGGAAAUCUUAAAGCGACCACAGCAACAACCAUAGUCAGUGGUGCGACUUCAGCGAAAGCCAGCAUGGACCACACGGAUCCCAAACUUAAUGGGAAAGGCUUUAAAAAGAUCCUUUCAUCAGCUUCAAAGAAACCCAACAAGAGAGUGUGUUUCUGGAAAUAUUGCUCUCAGAACUAAACGGAUGACCACAGCUACUUCGCUAUAGCUUAGUUUAGAUGAGAAGCCCACCCGCCCGCCCGCCAUCCUCUGAAACUACUAGCUACCAAGCCUGUUCUCAAACGUAUGCUUAAGCUCUACACAAUG